GACGAGGAGACGUGUACGCUUGGCAGUCGCAGGAGAUGACCUUCCUCCCCAUGACCCGGAAGCAGAAAGGUCGGGGUCUGGCUUAAGAUGGCGCCUCCCACGUUACUGCUGGCAGUGCGAGGAUCUGAAGGACUUUAUAUGCUGACUGGGCCUCCUCAUUUCACAGAGAAUAUAGCAUUUCAAAGGGAUUCUGGGAGAAACUGCAAAGUUUUUUCUUUCAGCAAAGAUGGCUCCCUCUUUGCUUGGUGCAAUGGAGAACAAAUAAACGUUGUGAAUGUCACCAGCAACAAGUUACUGCACUCUUUUGAUCUGCCAAAGACAGUUUGCCUUGAGUUCUCUCCGCAGGGCAAUGUCCUGGCAACAUGGCAGCCCUACACAACUGCUAAAGACGGCGCAGCAGGGCUGCCCAACCUCCAAGUGCUUGAUGUGAAAACUGGCAAGUGUUUAAAGUCCUUCAUCCAGAAGAAAAUGCAAAACUGGUGUCCUUGUUGGUCAGAUGAUGAAAGCAUAUGUGCCAGGAGUGUUAACAAUGAACUGCACUUUUUUGAAAACAACGACUUCAGUACAAUUGCAAAUAAAUUGCAUUUGCAGAAAAUCAGUGAUUUCGUGAUAUCACCAGGGGAUCAGCCGAGCAAGGUCGCAGUCUAUGUUCCUGGAAGCAAGGGGGCUCCAUCUUUUGUAAGACUCUAUCAGUAUCCUGUCUUUGGAGGCCCACAAGCUGCACUGGCCAACAAGAGUUUCUUUAAGGCUGACAAGGUGACGCUGCUGUGGAAUAGUAAAGCCACAGCUGUGCUCGUAAUCGCCAGCACGGAAGUGGACAAAACCGGAGCUUCGUAUUACGGGGAACAAACCCUGCAUUACAUUGCAACAAAUGGGGAAAGCGCUGUUGUACAACUACCGAAAAAUGGCCCUAUAUACGAUGCAGUCUGGAAUCCCAACUCCACAGAGUUUUGUGUUGUAUAUGGUUUUAUGCCUGCCAAAGCGACUAUCUUCAACCUGAAAUGUGAUCCUGUUUUUGACUUUGGAACGGGCCCUCACAACUCUGCCUACUACAGCCCACAAGGACACAUCUUAGUACUUGCUGGAUUUGGAAAUCUCAGUGGACAACUAGAUGUGUGGGAUGUUAAAAACUACAAACUGAUUUCUAAACCGCAAGCCUCGGAUUCCACAUAUUUUGCAUGGUGCCCCGACGGAGAGCACAUUGUAACUGCUACAUGUUCUCCUCGGCUGCGAGUGGGGAACGGGUAUAAGGUCUGGCAUUACACGGGCUCAGUCCUCUACAAAUACGAAGUCCAGCCAAAUGCAGAGCUCUGGCAAGUUGCCUGGCAACCCUGUUUGGAUGGAACGUUUCCUGCAAAAUCGGUGACGUAUCACACCGUUCCAAGCAAAGUGCCAAAUGAUGAGCCAAAGGCUGCCCAAGCUUACAGGCCACCAGCUCUGAGAAACAAACCUGUCACUAGUUCUAAACUUCAUGAGAAUGAGCCACCGCAGAACAUGAGACCGCAGUCAAAAGGUGGUGAUAAGCCGUUAUCUAAAACAGCACUCAAGAAUCAAAAGAAGCACGAGGCAAAGAAAGUUGCUAAACAGGAAGCUAGAGCUGAAGGGCCCCAGGAAAUUGCUCCAAGUUCACCUGUAUUGAAUGCAGUUCACACUGUGACACCUUCAGUAACAUCAGGUGAUCCUGAAGUAGACAAGAAGAUAAAGAACCUGAAAAAGAAACUAAAAGCAAUUGAGCAGCUGAAAGAUCAAGCAGCCACAGGCAAACAGCUAGAGAAAAACCAGCUGGAAAAGAUUCAGAAAGAAGCUGCCCUUCUAAAGGAGCUAGAAGAUUUGGAGCUGGGCAUUUAGAGCUUUAUGGAAAACAGAUCUUCCGGUUUUGACCCUAAGCAUCGUUUGAUAAUAAAUGCACAUUUUAAAUGUUUGCUAUGUUUUCUUUCCUUGCCUCUGCUUCCUGAAUUAUAUGUACAAUUUUGAACACAAAUAUUGUAAUUCAGUACUAGACGAACAUUUGCUGUGUUUCAAAACAGUAUUGCUUAAAUACCAAAUUAAAGUAUGUUGAGCCAUUAUUAUUAUUGCCGUUUUGCAAGAAUUUAGUUUCACCUACACAUACAACACUAAGACUGUACAAACAAAAUUUUAAAAUCACCUUAGUAAUAAAGAUACUGUUUUUGUGUUAUAUAUCUAAGAUUUUACAUACGUCUCUGAGUUUGUUAAAAACCCACUGACUGAAACAUAGCAAGCAUUUUUUUAAAAAGUUACAUUUAUUACAUCAGUUUGUUGUGGAUUCACUGUUUUUUAAAACAUAGGAAAAUGUUGUCCUGUGCAGAGUUACUCCAGAAUAACUCCGUAUAGGAUUGCAUUGUAAUUUUCUGGUAAAGUGUUGCAAGUAUUGAAAGGAAGUGAGCGUUUAGGGCAAAGGAUGGAAACUGAUUGCUUAUCAAGUGCCAUUAGCAUUUCCUUAAAGAGAAAGAGAACAUAACAUUUCUACAGUUUGUAAAGAGUUGGUUUCAAUAUACAUGCUGGCACAUACAUAGAUUGUUCUGAAUGGAGUGUGUUUUGCCAACAUCCUGAUAGUUACAGAAAGCUUUGGGAAUGCCCAAAUGAAUAUUUGGCUUGUUUCCUUGAGUGCCAUAUUACAAACUGCUUAGGAAGCUCUUCUUGGCAUCAGAAAGAAGUUUGCUGUAGGGAAGUGCUGUCCAAGAAACAAGUCCAAACCUUCCUUGUGUGUAUACAAAUUAAAUGUAUCAUUUUUCAGAUCCAGAUCAUUGGGUUUGGCUAGGUCUAGGGCUCCAGGCAGUAGAUCUGACUUCAAUACAGGCCUAGAACACACAGAGGAAAAUGAGAAUUCUGUUCUUUAAAAUAUCAACGUUAUUCUAUUUGGGAAACUUCAAAUUUACAUAGCAGGAAAAACAAUGGAAGUCAGAGUGUAUUUUGUGUUGUGAUUGCAGUUUUUCAUAACUUGUAGUUUUUGAAAACGAGACAAGAGUAAUGGAGAAGGAAUGGUGAGAUUCAUGAACAUGUUGAGGGGGAAAUAGUUGCAGCCCAACAGCUUAUAAAUAUUCCUUUUUUUCAAUCCAAGAUAGGCUUUCUGCCUAUCAGGCCGUAGCAAUUACUAUCAUGCUAUAUAUAGCCUGGUCUUUGUGUAGUGCUACCGCCCUUGAUUGACAGGCAGAGCCAAGACCCUGCCUCCUGUACCAGCAUACAUACUUGUGUGUGUACAGAGGAUGAAAGGGAAAUGACUAGGAAAGGGAAUGGCAUAGCUCACUUUUUAUCUCCUUCUGGUAUAUACUUGUAGACUACAGCAAGCCAUGUUUCCUUCUGGCUCUACCUAUUGAUCCUUUGUCAAGCAAACAAUUCAAAGGAUUCGGGCUCAUUGUUCUUCUGUACCUCGCCCUCCAGAUAGCUCAGGGAGACAUGCACUGGCUUGCUUGAGAUUGGGCUGUCAAAUUAAGUUGCUCAAGGACUUGCAGUUUAAUUCAAUUUGAAACCUUGGGAAGAUGUGAGAUCUUCUUAGUGGCCCUUCUCUUUUGAAAUAAUGACAGAAAGAAGCCUUUAAAUCAGGUGAUGUAAUCAUUUUGGCAAUUCCUUGUUAUGGGUAGCCUGCUUUUCCCACAAAUGUGCUGCAAGCUAAGGCAAAGUAUUUGAAAAGUGGGACGCACAAUAUAGGCUAUGUGUAGACCCUUGUAAAUUGCCCCACUCCUCCCUUGAGGUAGUUUGUCUUAACAGGUUAUUGGGGCAGAAAACCCAAAGCAGCUUUGAAUGGGAGAGCCAGACAGGAUUCGGCCUGCCUCUGUGCCACAGGCUGGCCUACAGACUUUUCUUGCUUCUCGGCUAGAUUCUUUGCCAGCAUCACAUGUGCCACCCUUGAUUUACAUGGUUUAGAAUCACAUUUUACGACCUUGCUUUAUGUUUUGCCUCACUUGUUUUGAAACAUCACUGAACAGUUCUGUGCUGUUUUCAAAGCAAUGCAGAGAGAGUGGUGAGAGUUGUAUAAUUAGUAAAAUAAAUGAAAGACUUUAAUUUUGUACCUCUCUGGAAUUUUCUGAAGAUGUUAAUUAAAGAUGUUGUAAUUCUGUGAACCUGUAGAUAGAAAUUGAUUGCUGCUGUGAAGUCUAAGAAGGGGUCAAUGCAUGGUUUCAUUGGUUAAUGGAAAGAGGUGAGGUGUUUGACCAGAAUGAUUUUAUUUUGUGUCUGUUUGUGUGACUUUGGGGGGCUAGAACUAUCAUUUGAUCUUUGAAGGAGGAUGGGACAUUUUUGUUCCUGAUAUAUUCUGCUGCUAUCUCAAUCGAAAUUAAAAUGGCAAAGAGCAUCAAGACAAUAAAAUUAUGGAUAAAAACUG
Molecule: messenger RNA, 4339 nt
Organism: Eublepharis macularius
Lineage: Eukaryota; Metazoa; Chordata; Lepidosauria; Squamata; Eublepharidae
Gene: EIF2A
Product: eukaryotic translation initiation factor 2A
Exons: 14
Coding region: 88-1848 (586 amino acids)
Biological process (GO): translational initiation
Cellular component (GO): cytosolic small ribosomal subunit
Molecular function (GO): mRNA binding; protein binding; tRNA binding
Source: RefSeq, a predicted model, not a curated record